AGCUUACAAAAUUCUCAUUAUCUUUUCUUUGAUACCUGCUGGUCAGUACUUGUCAAAAAUCUCAACAAUCACUUUUGGCAUUCAUUUUGAGCUAUAAUCAAAAACCAUUAAACCAAACCAAACCUAUACUAUGAAGAGAGGCAGAGAAGAAGAGAGUGAUCAACUAGACAUGGCUAAUUGCUUGAUGCUUCUCAACAAAGUUGGUGAAAAUGAAAUCAAAACCAAUCCAUCAAGAGACUUGAACGACCACGGUGCGUAUAAGUGCAAGACAUGCAAUAGGAGGUUUUCUUCUUUUCAAGCUCUCGGAGGCCAUAGAGCGAGCCACAAGAAAACGAAGCUCAUGGUUUCAGACCUUUCGUGCCAUGCUCACAGCAGCAAGUUGCAGAGAUCGACCACGAGGAUGCACCCUUGCCCCAUUUGUGGGCAUGCGUUUGCGAUUGGACAAGCACUCGGGGGUCACAUGAGAAAACAUAGAGUUGCUGCUAUUAAUAAUCAUGCCUUGCCUGUGUUGAAGAAAUCAAGAGAUGCUGAUGAUGAAACGUUGAUGAAUUUGUGUUUGGACUUGAACUUGGCACCCCCCGAUCAGAAUCAUCUUAACCUUAAUUAUAAGCUGAUCAACCUUCACACACCCGCUCUCAAACUCAAUUGUUUCAUUUAAUUUUUUUGUGAUUUUUCAUUUAAUGAGUAGUUUUUCUUUUUUACAGAGUAUCUUUGUAAUUUACUAUGAUAUAGUUACUAUAUAACUUACUUCGCACCAUUGUGCUUCAUAUAUUAUAUUGAAAUUUCUUAGUUCA
This is a messenger RNA of Lotus japonicus, 794 nucleotides long. RefSeq names its product zinc finger protein ZAT12-like. NCBI's taxonomy places the organism in Eukaryota, Viridiplantae, Streptophyta, Magnoliopsida, Fabales, Fabaceae. The transcript has a single exon. The record is from RefSeq and is a predicted model, not a curated record. The coding region runs from base 131 to 658 and encodes 175 amino acids.